Molecule: messenger RNA, 2370 nt
Organism: Hylaeus volcanicus
Lineage: Eukaryota; Metazoa; Arthropoda; Insecta; Hymenoptera; Colletidae
Exons: 8
Coding region: 6-2126 (706 amino acids)
Biological process (GO): wybutosine biosynthetic process
Molecular function (GO): catalytic activity; 4 iron, 4 sulfur cluster binding; FMN binding
Source: RefSeq, a predicted model, not a curated record
GCAACAUGUUUUUCCCGAGUAAUACCAUACUUUUCUCAGGCGCCGUUAAGACAACGUCUAUGCUGUCUUCACCUUAUCUUUUCGCAAGUUCUCCUUUGGUGAACUUGCUUCAAACGAAAGUUUUGCAAUCAAAUGAAAAGAAGUUUUCCAUUCUUAUUUUAUAUAGUACAGAAACCAAAACAACCGAGCAGUUUUGUGUUCAAUUAGCACACACUUUAUGCGAAUGGAAUACCCGCAAAUUUUCAAAUCGUUGUUGCAUUACUGUACGCAAUGCAGCCUUGUAUGAUUUUCAAGGAAAAUCGCUAAAGACGUUUCCAGCAUCUUUACCUUGCUUUGAAACUUUAGCAAACUACCAAAUUGUUAUUUUAUGCAUUUCUACGUGGGUCAAUGGAUCGAUUCCCACCUCAGGAAAGAAUUUUUACGAUUUCUUUUACCAAGAAAAUUUUCCAAGUCAUUCACGGUAUCAAGCUUUACGCUCUGUUAAAGGAUUUUGUGUGUUGUGUUUCGGAAACUCCGACUAUGACCAAUUUUGUACAUGCGGUAUUCAAAUUUAUCAAAAACUUAAAAAACUAGAUGUUCAUUUUUUAUUACCGUUAAUCAAAAUAGAUGAAGUUCACGAUACUCAAUCUCAACAAAAUUCAUGGAUACAAAAAUUAUCGAAAGCGCUAAAUGAUUGUAUUCUAAAUGAAAAACAUGUUCAUCAACAUGUCAACAAAAAAUCUGAAAAUCAAUUGUAUCCCUUAGUGUCUUCAAUUAAACCACGGUCAACAACACGAACGUGGAAUAAUGUGACAAACAUUUUAGAAAACACUGUUGUUCCUGAAAAGAAAAUUACGCACGUCGUUGAUGAUGAUACGGAAACAACACAAAGCGUUUCAUCCAAUGAAGAAGAAGAAGAUUUUUUAAAUGAUAUAGGAGCUUGUGAAUCGAACAAGGCAGAUGUUGAAGAUAUACCACUACCUUCUACACAUCAUGAAAUGUUGUCAAUUCAUCAGCGAAAUCAAUUAGUUAAAGAAGGGUACAAAAUAGUAGGAACGCAUUCAGCGGUCAAACUGUGCCGGUGGACAAAAUCACAAUUACGUGGUCGUGGGGGAUGUUAUAAACAUACAUUUUAUGGUAUUGAGUCUUAUUCAUGUAUGGAAGCCACCCCUUCUCUAGCAUGUGCUAAUAAAUGUGUCUUUUGUUGGCGUCAUCAUAAAAAUCCGGUGGGGACAACAUGGAAAUGGGAUAUGGAUGAUCCUGAUUUAAUCUUGAAAGGUAUUAUGGAAGGGCAUAAACAAAUGGUGAAACAGUUAAAAGGUGUUGCUGGUGUGGAUCCUUUACGUUUUGAAAGCGCUGUUAAAACUAUUAAACAUUGCGCUUUAUCACUUGUUGGUGAACCUAUUAUGUAUCCAAAAUUUUCACAGCUUUUGACUAAAAUGCAUGAAAAAAAAAUUUCGACUUUUGUGGUAACCAAUGCACAAUUUCCUGAUGCUUUAAAAUCUUUACCACCGGUGACACAAUUAUAUGUUUCCGUUGAUGCUGCAACACCCGAAACUCUUAAGGCUAUUGAUCGACCUUUAUUUUCCGAUUAUUGGAGUCGAUUUAUGGAAUGCUUACAACAUAUUCGCCAUGUUUCUUAUAGAACUGUGUUCCGUUUGACACUAGUGAAGACAUAUAAUAUGCAGGAGGCUGAAAAUUUUGGAAAAUUAGUGUUAAUGGGAAUUCCCGAUUUUAUCGAAAUUAAAGCAGUAACGUAUUCUGGAACGGCUGCAUCAUCGAAAAGUAUUACAAUGAAAGAUAUUCCUUGGCAUGAAGAAGUUAUUAAAUAUGCUCAAUCCAUUUUACAAUCCAAUCCACUAUUACAAGAAACAUAUCAAAUAGCAUCAGAACAUCAACAUUCUUGCUGUAUUCUUAUUGCUCAUAAAAAAUUUUUUAUAAACAACGAAUGGCAUACAUGGAUUGAUUACCCUAAAUUUUUUCAAUUGGUUCACUCGAAACAAUCGUUUACAUCACUCGAUUAUUGUUUCAAAUGUCCUUCUUGGGCCAAUUACGGUUCUAAUACAAGAGGUUUUGAUCCCAUUGAAAAUAGAGUAUAUUCAAAAGGUUCAAAAAAACGUGCACAAAAAGCUUCUUGCAAUAAAUAAUAAAAUAUUUAUUUUGUUUUUUGCCAAUUAUUGAUGAAAAAAGUGUGCCAUUUUUAUCCUGUUCGCAUUGAAGACAAAUCAACUUGACAAUGUAUUUUUUUUUUAUGAUUUUAAAUGCACUUAGCGCAACAUUCUUUUAUUCAAUUUAUAAUAAAAUGAGUGGGUGAAUAUUUAAUUGUUUUAAUAAAGUCAACCAAAGCAACGAAAAGCUCAAACUUUGUUAUGAUUUUUUCACUAUUGUGUU